This is a messenger RNA of Cotesia congregata, 1578 nucleotides long. NCBI's taxonomy places the organism in Eukaryota, Metazoa, Arthropoda, Insecta, Hymenoptera, Braconidae. The record is from the annotation of a GenBank genome assembly.
AUGAGGUUGUUUUUAAAACACCAAUUUAUCCAGAAAUAUUUGUCGUGUCAACAAAUAAGUCGAAAUUUAAAAACAUGGAAAAAACCAGAUGGGUUUCCUACUGAAAUUGUUGUUUAUAAUCCAAUAAACAAACAAAAAGUUCCGUUAAUACUAAAAAAUGAUAAAAUCGCUACAUGGUACAUGUGUGGACCGACAGUUUAUGAUACUGCACACAUCGGUCAUGCUUGUUGUUACAUGAGAUUCGAUAUUAUAAGACGAGUACUGGAAAAUUUUUUUGAUAUUAAAGUUAUUGCAGUCAUGGGUAUUACUGACAUCGAUGAUAAAAUAAUAAAUCGAUCAAAAGGAUCAUCGCAAUUUUUAGAUUGGAAAGAACUAGCUAAAUUUUAUGAGCAAGAAUUUUACCAACAAAUGUUAUUAUUGAAUAUAAAACCACCGUAUUUAUAUUGUAGAGUAUCGGAUUAUAUCUCACAAAUUAUUCAAUUUAUUAAUAAAAUUAUGUCUUUAAAUUUAGCUUACAUUGCUAAAGAUGGAUCAGUGUAUUUUGACUUACAAAAAUAUGAUAAUCAUGGAAAAUUCGGACGUCAAUUCGAACACGAAUCACACCCGAUUAAAAAAUCAAGCCUUGAUUUUGCUCUAUGGAAAUCAGUAAAGCCUGGUGAGCCUUCUUGGGAAAGUCCUUGGGGACCAGGUAGGCCAGGUUGGCAUAUUGAAUGCAGUACGAUGGGCAGCACAACUUUGGGAAGUAAUAUUGAUAUUCACAGUGGUGGCCACGAUUUAAUAUUUCCUCACCAUGAGAAUGAAGAAACGCAGUCUUGUUGUCAUCAUGGAACAGACCAGUGGGUCAAUUAUUGGCUACACAGUGGACUUUUACAGUUUAAAAAUGAAAAAAUGUCAAAAAGUUUACAAAAUACAAAAAGCAUCAAUGAGUUACUUGAAGAAUAUACGGCGAAUCAGUUUAGAUUAUUAUGUCUGAUAACCCACUAUCGAUCGGCGAUAGAAUUCUCUGAUCUUACCAUGCAUAAAGCAGUUGCUCUGUUAAAAAAAUUUGAAUUUUUCCUUAAUGAUUGUCGGAAUUAUACAGCUGGGAAAAUAACUAGUAAAAAUAUUGAUGAGUCUCUCGUUUAUAGUACAUUAAAUACAACUAGAAAAAAUGCUCAAGAACAUUUAGCCAAUGAUUUUUCUACUUCGCCAGUUAUCGCUGAAUUAUCAGAUUUAGUUGAUCUUGUAAAUAAAAUGUUGAAUCCUAUUCAGAUAGUUGAAAAUAAUAUAGAAAUCAAAAACUCUCCAUGUAUUGCCGCAGUAUCAGUAUAUGUCGUUGAGACUUUAUCAAACUUAGGGAUUUCUGCAUCAGUUGAAAAUGAUGCUGAUCAUAAUAAAAUUAGUGAUAUAGUUGAGACAUUAGUUAAAUUUAGGACUGUUGUACGAAAUAAAUCGCUCAACCAGAGCCCCAAAGAUGUAGAGUUAUUAAAUGUAUGCGAUGAAGUGAGAAAAGAGAUUGCUGCUCAUGGUGUCAAAAUAAAGGAUUUCAAACAAACUUCUACUUGGACUUUUGUGAAAGAUCAAUGUAACAAAAUGUAA